This is a messenger RNA of Glossina fuscipes, 726 nucleotides long. RefSeq names its product procollagen-lysine,2-oxoglutarate 5-dioxygenase-like. Lineage: Eukaryota; Metazoa; Arthropoda; Insecta; Diptera; Glossinidae. The record is from RefSeq and is a predicted model, not a curated record. Gene Ontology annotation, cellular component: endoplasmic reticulum. Gene Ontology annotation, biological process: peptidyl-lysine hydroxylation. Bases 1 to 726 code for a protein of 241 amino acids. Gene Ontology annotation, molecular function: procollagen-lysine 5-dioxygenase activity. The transcript is spliced from 3 exons.
AUGGCCAUGUCCUUAAGUUUACGUAACGCGAAUAUCAAUCUUUACGUGAGCAAUGAGCGCUAUUAUGGCCAUUUAAUAAAUACUGAUAACUUCAACGUUACUCUAAGUCGUCCCGAUUUGUAUAAUUUUUUGCAAAAUCCCUUUGAUUGGAUUCGGAAAUAUAUAAGUACGAAUUACCUUGAACAGCUGCAAGAAAGCUAUACUGCUUUGCAGCCGUGCCAGGAUGUCUAUCUAUUUCAAAUUGUCACCGAUGUCUUUGCUGACGAUUUACUUGCUGUUAUGGAAAAUUAUUGUCGACGCAAGUAUAAUAGUGAUCUUGAGAAUUUCGAUGCCCGAGCGAUUCAUAUGUCUCAGGUGGAUCUGGAGACGGUAUGGCUUCGUUUUUUACAGCAUUUCGUUCAACCUUUGCAAACGAAAAUCUUUCUUGCUAAACGUUUUGGCGUGCCACACACUGCUGCACAUUUUAUUGUACGUUAUAAAACCGAUGAAGAACAUUUCGUUGCGCCUAAGCACAAUUCUCGAGUGUAUAGCGCAAAUAUAGCCUUAAAUCGCGUCGGAGUUGAAUAUAGCGGCGGUGGUCGUUAUUUUAUACGGUACAACUGCUCAGUUAUUGAUAUUGAAAAAGGCUGGAUGAUUAUGCAUCCCGGUCGUAUCACUCAUCUUUAUACUGAUCUUCCAAUCGUCAAAGGUAUAUCUUAUACCGCAGUCUCUCUAAUAUAUCCAUAA